Messenger RNA from Rotaria sordida, 1119 nucleotides. The record is from the annotation of a GenBank genome assembly. Lineage: Eukaryota; Metazoa; Rotifera; Eurotatoria; Philodinida; Philodinidae.
AUGCGACGACGACGUUUAUCCCAUCUUUCAACAUGUUAUUAUAUGGGAAUAUUAGCUAUAGCUGAUACAAUUGUUUUACUUCUUGGUCUAUCUUUAAUGUGGCUUUAUUUAGUAAAUCGACAAUGGUCAUUAUUAUUAAAAUCAACAUAUUGUUGUAAAAUUCUUUCACUUUUAUUUUAUACAGUAGCCGAUGUUAGUGUUUGGCUUGUUUGUAUGAUGUCAGCUGAUCGUUGUAUAGCUGUAACACGUCCACUUCAUGCUAAUUCAAUAUGUACAGUACGACGUGCACGUAUAUCUGUUUUUAUUCUUGUUAUAUGUAUUAUAUUAAUUAAUAUUCAAUUUUUAUUUACACAUCAUUUAUCAAGUGAAAAAGAAUGUACACAUCAUGAACGUUAUGAAUUUUUUAUUCAUCAUAUAUGGCCAUGGAUAGAUGCAGCUGUCUAUUCAGCAUUACCAUUUAUAUUAUUAUUAACAAUAAAUUUAAUUAUUGUACGUAGUUUAUUUCAAGCACGACGUUCAACAUCAAAUUUACAAAUUUAUCAAUCACAAAUAACACGUCAUAAAAAUAAAUUAUUAACAUCAAUGUCAAAAAGAUUAACAAUAAUGCUUUUAGCUGUAACAUUCUUUUUUUUAUUAAGUUCAUUUCCAAUGGUUUGUUUACAAAUAUAUACAAAUAUAGAUCAAAAUAAUGAAUAUAAAGAUUUUGCACAAUCAUAUCUUAAACCAUUAUGUGAAACAUUACAAUAUUCAAAUCAUUGUAUAAAUUUUUUUCUAUAUGCUAUUACGGGUAAAGCAUUUCGUCAUGAAUUGAAACGAUUAUUUCGUAGUAUUGCUAUUAAAAUGCAUUUAACAAAAGAUACAAUAGGACAUCCAAUUGAUCGUCGUACAACAGCAUCUAAUUUAAAUUGUUUACCAGGUGAUACUGAUUUUGAACAACGAUUAAAAGAAAUACGAACAUCACCUAUGGCUCUUCAACUUCUUCGUUCUCGAAAAUCAAUUGAUUCAACAAUUACUAAUAGUACUAUUAUUCGAAGACAUUUUCAACCACAAAAGCAACAAAUUGCUCGUAAAACUAUGAUUGAUGUAACAUACUAUUUUCAAAGAAUCUCAAAUGUCUGA